AUGACCUCGGCAGCGACUCAUGCCCUCCCUGCUGGUACAGGCACUUACCCUCCGAUAGAAAUAAAUGCAGAGCGACAGAUACGAGUCCUCUCUCUGGCGCCCUCGAUGUCGAUCGACAGACAUCCCGCAAUAUAUGGCGAGCUAUCUAUUGUUGAUCUCCCUACUUCCUCGUCUUCUCGGCACGGAAGUGGAAGCAGUUCUGUCCUCGACUUCGACGCACUGUCUUACGCCUGGGGCUCGAAGGUCGGACAAGUUCCUAUAUACUUGAACGGCAGCAAGGGGCAUAUUUUGGUCACCAUGAAUCCCUAUUUUGCCUUGAGAUCACUUCGGUUCAGGAAGUGGCCCAGGGACAUAUGGAUCGAUCAGAUAUGCAUCAACCAGGCAAAUAUGCAGGAACGCAAUCGGCAAAUUAGGCUUAUGGAAACAAUCUACCGCUCGGCAUCUCAAGUGGUUGUAUGGCUAGGGUACGGUCGAGGUGGAAAGCUUUCAUAUAGCAGAGAAGACGACCUCCAAGUCCUCAUGAAGGAGACCUCGCAUUCUUGGUGGGAGCGAACAUGGAUUGUACAAGAAGUUGCCCUUGCCAGAAGAGAUCCUUUGGUAAUGUUCGACUACCACAUCUCCGACUGGCAGUGGCUGGUCAGUGGUGGGAGGUACGCUCGCAAAGACGUAUUGGCCUCAUCCGCACAUUCGUUUCGGGAAGGGCACUUCCACUCCGCAAGUGACAAAACUUUCCUUUCAGUUUUAGGCACAGUGCGACGGACGACAUCCACAGAUCCCCGAGACAAAGUGUACGCUGUUCUCAGUCUCGUAGACUCGUCUAUUCGGUCAUAUAUCAGGCCCGAUUACAGCAAGUCCGUCGCCGAAGUCUUUGCAGAGGCUACGCACGCAUCGAUUGCCGCAAGCGGAACGUUGGACCUUUUACUGUUCUCUUGCAAGUCCAUCACAGGGAAGGAGAGAUUGCCGCCGGUACCUUCGUGGGCUUUCGACUUUGGUGCAGAAGACGUGCGCUUUUGGAGCAAGUGUUCAACGCCCGUCGUUUCGCGAUUCAAGCCGCACUCCGAGGUGCUGAACUGCCGUCCUUUUGGAUACACAAGUAGAAUGCUCGACAGGAUAGAACCCACGCCAUGGGAAACGACGAGGUUGCCUUUAGAGGGUCUCAACAUCGUGGACACAGAGGAAGAUGGACGUACGAAAGCUCCUCUGACGUUCUCCUGCUGGACUGAUGCAAUUGCACACCUCACCUUCAACUUUCCCUACGAGGCCCUCCUGAAUCCGAACAAACCCACCACUGCCCAUGCGGCUGUGCUCAAAUGUCUUCGUCAGUUCUUCUCCGAAGCUCCAGACUCUCGCCACGCCAUAUGUCAGCUUUUCGACGAAUGGCACAGUGUCCUCCGCAGCCGACACAACCUCGAGCCUCCACAACCAGACCAAAAGCCACUCGAUCUCGAACGCUGGCUUCAGUACUUGCAGCUCUCCAUCUUCAUUACAAAGUCCGGGUUUGUGGGUUUCGGGCAUUCGUCCUCGUAUAUUGAGCCUCAGAUCUUUUCACCAAAUGGAGGCCUCGCGCCCGUGGUUUGGGCAGCUCCUACGCAUUCGCAGCGAAUCAUGGACUACCAAGGCAGCAAGACGUGGCAGCUUUGCGGCUUUGCGCAUGUUAACGGGAUCAUGGGAGGGGAGUUGCAGGCUCCCGGGAUGGCCGAGAGAAUAGACGAGGUUGAUGUUGUACUGGUCUGA
Molecule: messenger RNA, 1734 nt
Organism: Zasmidium cellare ATCC 36951
Lineage: Eukaryota; Fungi; Ascomycota; Dothideomycetes; Mycosphaerellales; Mycosphaerellaceae
Exons: 4
Coding region: 1-1734 (577 amino acids)
Source: RefSeq, a predicted model, not a curated record